Ogataea angusta is the source of this 1353-nucleotide messenger RNA. RefSeq lists its product as uncharacterized. Gene Ontology annotation, molecular function: DNA replication origin binding. The coding region runs from base 1 to 1353 and encodes 450 amino acids. Gene Ontology annotation, biological process: DNA replication; DNA replication initiation. Lineage: Eukaryota; Fungi; Ascomycota; Pichiomycetes; Pichiales; Pichiaceae. The record is from RefSeq and is a predicted model, not a curated record. The transcript has a single exon. Gene Ontology annotation, cellular component: nuclear origin of replication recognition complex; nucleus.
AUGGAUCCAACAAUUUCACCGGUCGAUUGCCGGUUCCGAUCCUACCAGCUGGACCUUCUUGCGGCAUACGCAAACCCGGAACUUGGUCCCAUGGCACCAUCAAUGCUGGUCGAGGGUCCUUCUUCCUCAGGGAAGACUUACACUCUGCGCAGAUACUUUGAACGUUUGCAACGAAAUGAGCAGAUCCUGUUUUCAGAAAUCCAAUGCGAGUACUGUCUCACGCGCAAAACGAUCUUGCACACGAUUCUGCGCAACUUGAUCAAUUUACUCGAUAUGAACGUUCAGCAGUCAGCAGAGAUGAUCAGUAAGUGCGACGGACUCGGGACUUUUGUGGAGGUCCUGAAACAGAUUGAGCACAUAUACACCACCAUGUGCGAUGGCGCACGGCAUCUUCCCGUGGUGUUUGUGCUUGAUCGCGUGGAAAGACUGCUUCCAAAUGAAAACUCAUCAGAGCUCUGCACAGCGCUGUCGAGAGCUCAUGAACAGAGUCCAGCUCUGAAUUUAUUCACAUUUGUCUACGUGGUGAACCGCAGUGACUUGCUUAAUAUUCAAACUCUUGCACUGCCUACCAUUGCAUUUACCAGCUACUCCAUCAACCAGAUCAAGGACAUCUUGCUUGACCGGCUAACCGAGUCAGGCCCGUCGUCUUUACCUCCCCUCCAGUUCAGGUCCUUUGCUCGACAAUUUCUUGACAUCAUAUUAGACACUUACACAUCAUAUUUUGGUACAGAUAUUGGGCUCAUGAUCCCUGUGCUGGCAAAGCUGUGGCCGAUUUUCAUCAACCCGGUCAAUGAGCUCGGACGCAUCCAAAACGGCACUAAUGACGUGCUCACCACAUUUCAGCGGAAUAAGUCAUUGUUGCAAAGCGAGCUGGCUCUUUUGGACGACCUGGCCAGUGCUGACAUUCCGUCAAGCGACCUGCCCAAAAAGACCAAGUACAUUUUGAUCGCAGCAUACCUUGCAUCUUACGACGACCCCAAAUAUGAUUUAAUUUUGUUCUCAAAGCAGAGAGAAGCGCGCUCGAACCGCAAAGUUCGUCAUUCCAAGAAAAAAAGCACUAAAUCAAGCGACCAGCUGUCGUCCCGGAUGCUUUCGCCGCAGGCUUUCACGCUCGAAAGGCUGCUAGCAAUCUUACAUGCAAUAUAUGACGAGAAUUGCGACGAGCCUCUAUUGAACGACGUAGAGCUCUUAUCGGAAUUAGCCACGCUUUCGACGCUCAAAUCCAUCAUGAAAUUGAAGCUAGGCGACACCAUCGGAGGCGGCACCAAAUGGAAAUGCAACGUCAACUGGAGCGUUAUCAAGAAGUUCUCGGACGAAGUGGGAUUUGAAAUAGAAAAUUUCCUAAUCGAUUAG